AUGCCCGCCAGGGACAACACUACACCUGUAGAGAUGGAUCCUGGAAGCUACAAAACAUUUGACGCACAUUACUACAAUCUUGUUAGGAAAAGAAGAGGUCUAUUUCAAUCCGAUGCAGCUCUGCUUACAGACAGCGCCACCAAUGCUUAUGUGCAACUCCAGGCAACCACAGACGGUAUUACUUUCAUGGAGGAUUUUGCAGAGUCCCAUGGUGAAAAUGGGUCAAAUCGGCGUGCUCACCGGCUCUACUGGUGA
This is a messenger RNA of Thlaspi arvense, 255 nucleotides long. Lineage: Eukaryota; Viridiplantae; Streptophyta; Magnoliopsida; Brassicales; Brassicaceae. The record is from the annotation of a GenBank genome assembly.